ACACGGCCAUUGUAUUGAGCUCAGUCAGGAAUCUUCGCUCUUCUCUCUCAUCUUCCUUGAGUCUGAUUUUAAGGGAGGAGCCGUAACUCUCGGGAAGAUCUAACGUUAGAGACUUUGGCUGAGGAUAACAGCAGGACUGAAGGACGGUUAAUUAUGGAUUCAGCAUCUCUUCCAGAACAACUGUCCGUUGUUAAUGAACAGGUGCUGAACUCAUCGGGCAGAGCAGUGACCGCAGCUGUGUGUCUGCGCCGCUUCCUCUGUUACGGCUCUGAGAGCGCCACAUACAGCACUAAAGAGUGUCCUCUGGGUAUGGAGAACGCCCUGUCCCUGAUGCAGUUCAUCGAGGGGGGACGAGGCUGUGAGGCGGUGGAGGAGAUCAGACGCCUGAAUCUGGAGGGCCGCGCUGUCCGUCCCAACCCCAGCCUCUUCGCCCUGGCUGUCUGCUCACAGCAUGCAGACUGCAAGACCAGGCAGGCCGCCUUACGGGCGCUGAAGGAACUGUGUCGCACGCCCGUGCAGCUCUUCACAUUUGUGCAGUAUAAGAAGGAUCUGAAAGAGGGCUCUGGGAUGUGGGGGCGGGCUCUGCGGAGGGCCGUGACUGAUUGGUACAACGGCCAGGACGGUAUGAGCCUGGCGCGGGCCGUGACCAAGUGCAAGCACAGGGCAGGCUGGUCCCACCAGGACCUCCUCAGGCUGUCCCACAUGAAGCCAACCAAUGACGCUGUUGCUCUUGUUUGCAAAUACAUCACAAAAGGAUGGAAAGGGGUUCAGGAAGCGUAUGGUGAUAAAGAGAUAUCUGAUGAUCUGCAAAAGGUUUUUGGAUAUCUGGAAGCUGUGGAGAAAGCCAAACACUCGACUGAUGAGCAGGAGCUCGUUCAUCUUAUUGAGGAGCAGAUGCUGGAAAAAGAGCACGUUCUGACCAACCACCUGAAGUCCAAAGAGGUAUGGAAAGCAUUGCUAAAAGAGAUGCCAGUGGUUGUUUUAUUGAAGCAUUUGGGUAAGUUGACAGCAGACAAGGUUCUGGCACCAGGAAGUCCGGAUGUUGCAGCUGUUUGUGAAAGGAUUCAGGAUGAGACUGCACUGAAAAAGGCAAAAACACAGCCGUUCAACAUUCUUGUGGCAUCUGAAAACUAUAAGAGAGGUCAUGGGAAGCGUAGCAAACUGAAAUGGGAGCCGGACGGAGACAUUGUUCAAGCCCUGGACUGCGCCUUCUGCAAAACUAUUUCAACCAUGGAGCCCACAGGCAAGCGUUUUUUGGUGGCAGUUGAUGUAAGUUCUUCUCUGAGCAGCGUGACUCACGGCAGCUCCAUCAGCACUGUGGCAGUAGCAGCGGCAAUGUGCAUGGUAAUUGCACAAACGGAACGAAACGCACAGAUUGUGGUUUUCUCUGAAGGAAGUGUUCUUCCCUGUACUGUCUCUUCUGAUAUGACGCUUAUGCAAGUAGCAGCACAGCUCAUCCAGACUCCUGGUGGCAGUACAGACUGUGCCUUACCCAUCACUUGGGCCUCAGAGAAUGAGAAAACUGUGGAUGUCUUCAUCAUUUUCACCAAUAAUCAAACCCUUGGGAGGGAAAAUCCAGCAGACACACUGAAGACGUAUAGACAAAAAAGCGGUUUAUUUUCCAAGCUGAUUGUGUGUGGAAUGAUUGCCAACUCGCUGUCCAUCGCUGACCCUGAAGACCGUGGCAUGCUGGACAUCUGCGGCUUUGACUCGCAAGCAGUCGAUGUCAUCCGUAACUUCGCACUUGAUGUCAUUUAAAUCUUUUAGGUUUUGUAGCAUGCAGCCAGUUUUCUGAACAACAACAAGACAUUGAUGCACCCCACAUCAACAUGCAAAAAAAAUAA
This is a messenger RNA of Rhinichthys klamathensis goyatoka, 1844 nucleotides long. RefSeq names its product Ro60, Y RNA binding protein (gene ro60). Bases 154 to 1758 code for a protein of 534 amino acids. The record is from RefSeq and is a predicted model, not a curated record. NCBI's taxonomy places the organism in Eukaryota, Metazoa, Chordata, Actinopteri, Cypriniformes, Leuciscidae. Gene Ontology annotation, molecular function: RNA binding. The transcript has 9 exons. Gene Ontology annotation, cellular component: ribonucleoprotein complex.